AGAGAGAGAGAGAGAGAGAGAGACUACCCAUCCCCAGCAGAUCGUAGAGGCGUCAGACGGUAGCAAGAGCAUCCCGGUUACGCUGGUCAGAGGCCCCAUCGACGGUUUGCCGCGCCAGAACCAGCCGAAGGAGAAGUCACCAUAGCCGGGCACACGGUCACAUUAGCAGUCAGUAAUGGAGAGCCUGCUGGAUAAUCCAAUGAAAGCCGUUCUUUACUUGAAGGAGCUCACCACUAUCGUCCAGAACCAGCAAAGCCUGAUCCAAACGCAGCGCCAGCGCAUCGACGAACUCGAGCGAAAGGUGGAGGACCUGAUAGGAGAGAACCGACAGUUGCGGGACCCCCAUCACUACGUCCAGCUGCCCGCUCAACAUCACCACCACCACCACCACCCGACUCACCGCAGCGCAAGUCCCCAGGCGCCGGCCAACCUCCAUCAGCACCCGGGGAGCAACAAAGCUGCGGCUCACCUCGGCCAACAGGCGCAGCAGCAGCCGCCGCCUCCUCAGCAGCAGCAGCAGCAGCAGCAGCCGAUUCCCGGUCUAUCGGCCCAGCCUCAGCAGCAUCAGACCCCUCCUGCGCCGUCGUCCCACCACCCACAGCAGCUGCAGCUCGUACCCACCUCGCCGCAGUCACCCAAAGCGCGCCAAGCCAGCCCGGAGUCCGCCGAGGAGGACAAGAGGAGUCCCUGCUGCAAGUCCCUGGUUCCGCAGACUCCCACCUCUCUCUGCCGCUCAGUUGGACUGGCUAGGAAAGCCGAUAACCAAACAGUGCUUCACCAGUUCUGCUGCCCCGCCCCAGAGGCCCCUGAGGGGGAGACCUCUACUGCCUGUGUCCCCAGCGAUGACCUUCCUCCAGACUCGUCUAUUGGGGAGGAAGGGAAGGGAGGAGAGGGGGAGCUGCAGAGUGAGGUCGAGUCACAACCACAGCCCGAGCAACAGCAGCAAGCAACUCAGCCACAGACUCAACCACCACAGCCCCAGCCCCAGCCCCAGUGUGAGUCCCUACCACAGACUCAGCCCGAAACCAAACCUCAGCCAGAACCAGAACCCGAACCCCAACCACAGCCAGCACCAGCACCAGAGCCUGAGACUGAGCCUCAGCCCCAAGUCAAGGUUCAGAGCGAAGAAGUGGCACAGGACGCCCCUGAAGCCCCAUCACCUUGCAGAGAGGAGCAGCCAAUCGUGCAAGAGAAGGAAACGUUGGAGGAAGUUGUGGAGGCACAGAGAAAGCAAGAGGGAGAGGAGGUAAAGGCCGAGCAGCGUGAGGGUGAGGCAGCACAGGAAGAAGAAGAGGAGGAGGAGGAGGAAGGGGGAGGAGCAAAAGGAGGUGGGGCGGGGAGGAGAGCCAGCCUGCAUCACACGGCCUCGCCUUUGAGGGUACAGCGCAACGGGGCCGGCUCGCACUCUGCCACCUCCGACUAUGAGCUCUCGCUUGACCUCAAAAAUAAGCAGAUCGAAAUGUUAGAGCACAAAUACGGUGGCCACCUCAUCUCCCGCCGUGCUGCCUGCAAGAUCCAGACUGCCUUCCGCCAGUACCAGCUCAGCAAGAACUUUGAGAAGAUCCGCAAUUCGCUGCUAGAGAGUCGUCUGCCUCGACGCAUCUCCCUGCGCAAGGUCCGUGUGCAAAACACGGAAGGUUUCUCUGCUGAAAGGGCUCUGGCAGAAGGCUGCAACUUGACAGGCAUCCCAUUGGUGCGCUCGCCGUCUCUGCCUGCCACAGUUGGUGGCACCCUGACCGACCUGGAAGACUCAUUCACUGAACAGGUUCAAUCAUUGGCAAAGUCUAUUGAUGACGCACUCAGCAACUGGAGCCUGAAGACCAUGUGCUCACUGCAAGAAGGCGGCACUUAUCAGUUCACCGCCGACUCCUUCAGUGCAGCAGCAGCCGCAGCAGCAGCAGCCGCAGCAGCAGGAGGAGGUGGAGGCGGAGGAGACGGAGGUGGUGUGGGGGAGACAGCGAUUCAUCAAGGCCCAGUAGACCCAAGUGACCUGUCAAGAAGUGCAAGCAAGCUGAUGAUGGCGUUCCGGGAUGUGACGGUGCAGUUUGACAGCCAGAACUUCCUUGUUUCAUCCUCAGUCAUAGAAUCGUCCACUGUCACCCUCGGAAGCUGCGUCCAACAAGUAGGAGAAGCCACUACUGUCACGUCUACUUCCACAACAACAAACUCCACUCCAGCCUCCAUUGCUCCUGGCCUCCCACAAGAACCCCCUCCUCCCCCUGAAGAGCUCCCAGCUGAACCCAUAGAUCCCCCCCCGCCCCCACAAGAGCCCCCACCGCCCCCAGAAUCAGAGUUUGAAGAAGACGAGCAGGAUGUUGAAUUUCCUGCUCCUCCUCCAAGUGAAGAAGAGCUUGAGGAGGAAGAGCAGCCUCCCCUAACCCCUCUGGAUAAAAUGGCUGCUCCUCAAAGCCCAGAUGAGGUUGUGGUGGUGGUACCGCCACCCACAGAGCCUCCUCACGCAACUUUCCCGCUGCUGGGGAGCUCGCCCAAGGUGGAGCCGCUGGAGGUCAAGCGGUGCGGCUCCGAGACCGCAGAUAACAGCUCAGAGCAGAUGAGCAGCAGCAGCGCGUCCACAGAGGCACGCUCCACAUCUGAAGCCUCGUCCAAGGAGGCACUGCAGGCCAUGAUCCUCAGCCUGCCACGCUACCACUGUGAGAACCCCGCCAGCUGUAAAUCACCCACGCUGUCCACUGAUGUCAUGCGUAAACGCCUCUACCGCAUUGGCCUCAAUCUCUUCAAUGUAAACCCUGAUAAGGGCCUUCAGUUCCUGAUCUCCCGAGGCUUCAUCCCAGAUACACCUAUUGGCGUUGCCCACUUCCUGCUGCAGAGGAAAGGCUUGAGCCGACAGAUGAUAGGCGAGUUCCUCGGAAACAGCAAGAAGCCCUUCAACAGAGAUGUCCUAGAUUGUGUGGUGGAUGAGAUGGACUUCUCAGGCAUGGAGCUGGACGAAGCGCUGAGGAAGUUUCAAGCGCACAUUCGUGUCCAGGGAGAAGCCCAGAAAGUGGAACGUCUUAUCGAGGCCUUCAGUCAGCGCUACUGCAUGUGUAACCCCGACGUGGUGCAGCAGUUUCACAACCCAGACACCAUCUUCAUCCUGGCCUUUGCCAUCAUUCUGCUCAACACCGACAUGUAUAGUCCAAACAUCAAGCCCGACCGCAAGAUGAUGUUGGAGGACUUCAUACGCAACCUACGAGGCGUGGACGAUGGAGCAGACAUCCCCAGAGACAUGGUGGUGGGAAUCUAUGAAAGAAUACAACAGAGGGAAUUACGCUCCAACGAAGACCACGUCACCUACGUCUCCAAGGUUGAGCAGUCCAUCGUAGGCAUGAAAACCGUUCUCUCUGUCCCUCAUAGAAGACUGGUGUGCUGUAGUCGACUUUUUGAGGUGACCGAUGUCAAUAAGGCCCAAAAACAGGCGGCACACCAGAGAGAAGUCUUCCUCUUCAAUGAUCUCAUUGUGAUCUUGAAGCUUUGUCCAAAGAAAAAGAGUUCCGCAGCCUACACUUUCUGCAAAGCCAUGGGCCUACUCGGCAUGCAGUUUCACCUGUUUGAAAAUGAAUUCUACCCUCAUGGCAUCACCAUCCUCUCACCUUUUGGCUCAGACAAGAAGCAGGUACUUAACUUCUGUGCCCAAAGUGCUGAGGAGCUGCUCAAGUUUAUAGAAGACCUGAAGGAAUCAAUUGCAGAGGUGUCGGAGAUGGAGCAGAUACGCAUCGAGUGGGAGCUGGAAAAACAGCAGGGAGCCAAGACGCACUCAGUAAAGAACAACGGCACACAGCUAGAGCUGCGUGGCAAACAGGCCUCCCCAUCAGGAAACCAGGAGAUAGAUGACAGAAGUGGACACAACGCAGUGGAGGUGUCAAUUCACAACAGGCUUCAGACGUACCAGCUCAGCAGCAGCAGCACGGCUCGGAGUCCCGAGAGUUUGGCCCUUCUUAACCACCGGGGGGAGCUGCUUUUCCAGCAGGGGCCCCAGGGGCUAACCCAUGGGCCGGUGCCUCCACCUCAGCACCCGCAGUUGCAGUCAGCAACAAGCACCCCUGCCCAUCACCUCCACCUCCAGCAGCAGCACCAGCAGCAGCCGGCUGUCAGCAUGGCUGAUCUGCGGCCCGAGACACUCAUCCAGUGUCAGCAGAUCGUUAAGGUCAUCAUGCUCGACAACAGCGGCCACGGACGCAUGGAGGCCUUCCUGAGCCAAACGCCCACUCACCACCACUACCAGCAUCACCACCACAGCCACCACCAGCUCAGCCAGUCAGCCAUGUCCACGCCGGUGCGCUCGCCGGACUGCUCCUAUGGCACCGAUGGCCACCAGCCCCCGCUGCCUCCCCCACCUCCGCCUUACAACCACCCGCACCAGUACAUACCCCCUGACCCCCGCCUCAGUCUACACCGGACCCCAAGUGGCUCUCGGAGCAUGGUGUAAAUAAAGGAAUUAGGAUUCUUUCCCUGAAAACACACACUCCCACACACACUCCCACACGAACCCUACCCCUUCUCUACCUAUUUAAAAGUACAUAAUGCACAUAUAUACAUACAGAUGAAAGAGUUAUAAUGAAAAAAAAGAAGUCUCACCUAUAUGCAUAUUUAAGGAAAAAAAUGAACAAAAAUAAAAAAUUAAGGUUUUAAAAGAGAAACCGAGAAAUAAAGUGCAUAUAUAAAGUUUUACUUGAUUCCACAUGUAUUUUGAAAUAUUAUGUAGUUUUAACAAAUUUCUAUAACUUUUUGUCAGUUUUAACUCUUGCUAGAGAAAGCAGAUAUUCCGUUUCUGGAUGGAUUCCUUCUAGUUCUGGUAUUCAUCACCAACAACAACAGAAAGGGACUGUGAUGAACGGACACAUUUCAAGGACCUUCCGCUUCUGUUCGCUUCUAGCAUCCCAAACCUCAUGCCUACUGUGCUGUAUGUGCACGUGCGUGCAUCGUUGACACUUAAUGAAAAGGUGUGCCAAAAUACAUUAGCCUCCACUAAACACUGGCUUCUUUGCACUUGACUAAACGCUAGGGCUAGAAGAAAAAAAUGAAGAAAAAAAAAACUCCUUUAUUUUGCUUUGAGAAAAUAGUCACACUUCUCCCUCAAGGAGCACAACAAAAAAAAAACAGACCUGAAAUUUCUUUCUUUUUUUUAAAUCUCCCUUUGCGCGCUCUUGCUGAUUUAUUUAUGUGACGGAGAACCUUUUCUCUUCUUCUCUGCUCCCCUUGAAUAAAAAAAAGGGAAAAAAACAAACUUCGAUAAACUGCAUUUCUCAUCGGCUCCUCUGUCGUGUUGGGGCUCUCUACCAUCAGAAAACACUCUCACUCACUUGUCACUCUCCAUAGAUCUUUCUACAGUGAAGUAUGGCGGGAAACAAAAGCAGCUAAUCACGCGGAUUGCUUCCAAAACCUAAACUUUAGCCCAGGAUGGUCCUGUUGAUUGUUGUUUGUUAAUCUCCAUAUUUAAUCGGUAACUCUUCCCAGGAGUACGUUCCACAUGUUAUCUGCUGAUGGACGGAAAGUUUUUCUCACACGAUGAAAUCGUUUAAGCUGCUGAAACUGCUAAAACUACAAUGAUUUACCAUUCACAUGUAAUAUAUGUACACUGUGCUGUCAUCUAUUGUUUAUGAAACGCGUCUUUGCUUUUUCAGAAAAUCACCAUGCAUUUCCAUGAAGAUGCUUCCGCUACAACUGGUUAAAUGUCAAGAUCUGUGUUUAUUUUCUAUUUGUGUAAAACAUAUUCCACCGUUGUGUGUGUUCCGUCAGUGGAUAAAUGCAGGACACCCACAAAACAUCCAGACACUGGCUAUUUAUGCCGCUACAACUCCCAGGUUUUGUUUCAGCUCCUUGUGACUGUUUUCUCUUCCUUCCUAGACUUUCAGUUUGACAUUUUCAAAAAGGCCAAAAAACUACAGACACGGCUUAUGUUGCAAAUGCUGGCAUUAAUGGUAUUGUUCGUGCUGGUGGCUAGCCUGCUUUAAAUAAGAACGGGACAAAAGCAACAUAUUAUCUAAUCUCUUUCCAUUUCACCCCAGCCUAGAUUGUAAAUACCACAUUCAAGCAGUGUCGGAAAGGACAAGCAAGCUACCGCUAGCCCUUCAAAAUGCUAUUGCCCUGUCACACGUCCUUCAUUCUGAAAUAGGGCAGCUGAAUGCGUUCAUCUUUUAAACAUAAGCCCUCCUAGGGACUGUGGAAUGGAUGUUCAGUUAACUCUGCUCCCAUCUGACCCCCACCACGUUUUGUUGAUUUAUAAUCACAGAGCCACUGCGGAGAGGUCUCUAUCUCAUCUUUUCUGUCCUUUUUCACUCAUGGAAAAGAAUGUGUGUGUGUGUCCAUGUGUGUGUCCUCACAGAAGCAUCCUAACGUUCCUGUAAACCAAUGUGACCUCUCUCCAGUUUGUCCCGGUAAUUGCUUUUGUUCAUAAUUCAAUAACAUAAAGAGAAGAACUAGCGCUUUCAAAAUGAGUGAAGAGCUAUUAUGACAAUUUUUAUAUUUUUCCCCGGCUAUGAACGGACUUUUGGUGGUUGCGUAAUACAUUUCAGCAUAUAACAUAGAACAUUCUGAUAUUAUGGAUUUAACAUUGAUGGAUGAUUGUUAUGAUUUAGAUCAACAUUCACAUAUAAAUGUGAUUCUUUUCUCAUGCAUGCUAUCGGUUUAGAGGCCUAUUGAACUGAUUCCCAUUUUUUAUUGUUUGUGCAUGACUGAAUUUAGUGAAAGAUGAAGAUGACACAUUUUUUUGUUUGUGGUUAAACUAAAAAAUAUUAUUAAUCAUGACAGCAAACAGCCCUUCAAAUAGAGAAUGGAUUUACAAUGGCAACCAGUGGCCAUGUUUGUUUCCCUGUCUGUCACUAUCCUUUCUUAAUGGCUGCACAGUUUUUCCUACAUGAGUGUGUCUAAGCAUUUUGAGAGAGAGACAUCCUGUGUGUGCAAAAAAAACAUAAAAAUGAACCACACUGAAAAUCAUGACUUUAUGUUUGAAAGCAAACCAAUGUAGCAUUUUGGGAGUGCAGCAUAUGACAUGGAAGAGCAGUAGUGGCUAACUUUCUUUAAGAAACUGAAAAAAGGGCUCUGCCAUACCAGUGCACUGCUUCAUGGAUGACACGUGGAGCUUGCCUGCCUCUUCAACACUGUGUUUGCUCAAACUAAUUUAAAAAAGUGGAUAUGUUUAGGGUAAGACAGGUGGAAACUGAGUGUAACCGAAAUGAAACAUCACCUCCCUCAGUUGGCUUUGAAUCCCUCUCUACCUGUCUUUACAGUGUACCAACAUGAUAUUAAAGAUGAUUUAAGUCUA
Messenger RNA from Etheostoma cragini (Arkansas darter), 7261 nucleotides. RefSeq names its product IQ motif and Sec7 domain ArfGEF 3a (gene iqsec3a). Gene Ontology annotation, biological process: regulation of ARF protein signal transduction; actin cytoskeleton organization. The record is from RefSeq and is a predicted model, not a curated record. Gene Ontology annotation, molecular function: protein binding; guanyl-nucleotide exchange factor activity. The coding region runs from base 176 to 4426 and encodes 1416 amino acids. NCBI's taxonomy places the organism in Eukaryota, Metazoa, Chordata, Actinopteri, Perciformes, Percidae. The transcript is spliced from 14 exons.